AGUGUCACUACUGUCAAAAUUGUCAAGCACACCAAUAGGAAAUGUCAAAAUCAAAUUCAUAAAAAGUCCCCUCUUCGAUCGAAAGAUUUGCGGACUUUCGAUAAAAAAUGGUUCAAGGAGAAGGAGGACCUCCAGAUGAUAAUCUAUUUAGAGCAUUCGCGAGUGCAGUUUAUAAUACAAUCGAUGCGCCUGUAACGUGGUUCCGAGAGAAGGUAGUUGAGCCGAACCAGAAGAAAUACCCGUGGUACCACCAGAAGUUUCGCCGAGUGCCCACUAUCGACCAGUGCUAUUCCGACGAUGUGAUUUGCGACUACGAAGCGAACGCGCAGUUCAAACGUGAUAGAGCUGUAGAUUCAGAGAUUCUGGGCAUUCUCCGCAUGAGAUAUGAAGAUUGUAUGAUGUUUGAAAGACCUGACCAUUUAACCGUCUGCAAACCAUUCUGGGAACGUUACAAGGAUGCUGAGGAGGCAUGGUUUAUUAAAUAUGGAGAUCUUGGCGCAUAUGCAGAUGCGAGAAAAGCGUACAUGAAACAAAAACAUCGCAUGAUAUGGGAAAGACGUCACGGCCCUCUGUCUGAACACACAAAGUGAUGUGCAUGCACUGUAGUGUGGCGAUGUGUUAAUAUAUAAAUAGAUUAUGUAUAAAUGUCACUUCAAUAAAGAAAUUCUAGUGUA
Bicyclus anynana (squinting bush brown) is the source of this 674-nucleotide messenger RNA. RefSeq names its product NADH dehydrogenase [ubiquinone] 1 beta subcomplex subunit 10 (gene ND-PDSW). Lineage: Eukaryota; Metazoa; Arthropoda; Insecta; Lepidoptera; Nymphalidae. The transcript has 4 exons. The record is from RefSeq and is a predicted model, not a curated record. The coding region runs from base 108 to 590 and encodes 160 amino acids.